AUGGAAUCGCAGAGAACUUACGCAAAUGGAAUUCCAGGUAAAGAGAAAAAGAUCGAGAAUGAGCACAAAAUACCGUCUGAAGAGGAGAAGACUACGUCACCAUUGCUUAACAGUAUCAACGACGUUAAGUAUAUAGAUUCCGUCAACGAUGAACAUAAUCUCGCAACCGAUUUAAAAAUAUCCAAAAAUGAUUUAAAUAUAGUAAACUCCAUCAAGACGGAUGUGAAUGGUGAAAAGGAUGCAAAUCAUCUUGCUGUAGCUUAUCACAAGGAUGAAAAUGGCGACGAUGAUGCAAAAUCGACAAAUGAAGGUGUUAAAUUUUUGGGACUUGGAGAUGCUGAUAGUAUUUGUUCAAGUAAGCCAUCUGCCGAACAACCACCAGAGAUUCCGGAUGGUGGAUGGGGCUGGGUAGUAGUAGCAUCUUCAUUUCUUAUUGCAACAGUUGCAGAUGGCCUAGCAUUCUCUUAUGGCUUGAUACAUAAUGAGUUUGUUGAUUAUUUUGAGAAGAGCGAAGCGAAAACUUCCCUCAUUGGAAGUUUGUUUAUUUCUGUUCCAUUGAUAGCAGGCCCAAUAAUGAGUGCACUCGUUGAUCGAUAUGGAUGCCGUAAUAUGACAAUUUUAGGAGGAAUAUCUUCCACAAUAGGCUUUGUAGCUGCUUCUUUCUGUAACUCGGUGGAAACGUUAUAUAUCACAUAUGGUAUUAUUGCUGGAUUAGGUAUGGGCUUAUUGUAUGUUACCGCGGUGGUAUCAAUUGCAUACUGGUUUGAGAAACGUCGAAAUUUGGCAGUUGGUUUAGGAUCUUGUGGAGUUGGUUUCGGUACUUUCAUUUAUUCUCCGUUGACUACGUACUUACUAGAGGAGUACGCUUGGAGGGGAGCUCUGUUACUCCUUGCUGGCACAGUACUUAACGUGUGUGUAUGUGGUGCUGUUAUGAGAGACCCGGAAUGGCUAACUUUAGAACAGAAAAAACAAAGAAAAUUAAGUAAAUCCAAAAGAUCAUCUAGCUAUAUGUCUGUGUCAGCAAAAUCAGGCGGAGGAGAGUCUGUAUAUCCUGGUGUAGAAGAAUUAAGAUCAUUACUGAAAAGUGGGGAAACACCAGAAUAUAUACUAACAGCCUUAGUAGCGUCUAUUGCUGAAUCAGAAAAUCUGGAAGCUGCGACGAAAAUGAAUGCGGAUCUUUCUCAACAGCAUAAAGUGAGCUCUGUAAUUAACUUACCAACAUUUUUAAGGCAGAGUGAAAAGGUACCAGCAGAAGUUCUAGAUCAAUUAAUAUCAAACAAACGCCUUUACAAUAUAAUCUUGACAAACUAUCCAUCACUUCUUGCUUUACGAAGUAACUCUGAACAGAAACUUGCAAUUGAACCUUUGCCGGAAGUAUCAAAAACAAAGCCAAUAACGAUGUCGAUGAAGCUAAAGCUGAACAAAAAGGAAAAAAAGGCGUUCGAGAACAAACUGGACCAUGUUAGGGAGCAACUUCUUCAACCCAUUCCUGAGAAUAAGCCAGCCGUGAUAGCGCCGAGAACGGAACGUCAGGAUUGGUUUACCAGACAGUUUCAAACUGAUCGUCAUUAUCUUCGCGAUAUUAGAGUACAUCGUAACUCUAUAAUGCAUCGUGGUGCUAUGAUGAAUAUUGCUAAAUAUAAAUUACGAGCUUCAUCUUGUCCGGAUAUAUACCGAAAUUCUAUGUGGUCGUUGGAAGAACAGGAAGAAAAGAGUUGGGGCAAACGUCUUUUGACUUUGAUUAACAAAACGUUUGACUUCAACAUGUUCACCGAGUUUCAUUUCCUGAUGAUGAAUUUGUCCACCUUAGUGCUCUUCAUCUGGUUUAUUGUGCCGUAUUUUUACAUUUCAAAUUUUAUGACUAUGAAUGGAUAUUCCGAAACGCAAGGCUCCAUGAUGCUGAGUAUAUUCGGUGUUGCCACUAUUAUUGGUAUUGUUGGUCUCGGUUGGAUUGGUGAUUUGCCAUGGGUUAACGUAACAAAAACGUAUGCGAUAUGUCUGAUCAUUUGUGGUGUUACGAUCUUCCUCUUCCCAAUAUUGACUAGAGUAACUGAUGCUAACCAAACGUAUAGCUUUUACAUACUAGCAUUGAACGCAGUCAUAUUUGGACUGACAUUUUCGAGUUCCUACUCCUACACUCCAAGUAUUCUUGUGGAACUGAUUGCUUUAGAACGAUUUACUAUGGCUUAUGGGCUAGUACUGCUAUGUCAGGGACUUGGACAUCUUAUUGGCCCGCCUAUGGCUGGUGCUCUCAAAGACAGUACCGGAUAUUGGGACGCAGCGUUUUACGUUGCCGGUAUAUGGGUCGUUGUCUCUGGUUUGUUAGUGGGAGUGAUACCAUACACAAAGAACUUCCGCAUAUGUGGUAACGCACCGCUAGCUAAAGACGCUGCGGGUGAACCCGACCCUGGAGUUAAAAUUAUUAUCGCCCACUAA
This is a messenger RNA of Parnassius mnemosyne (clouded apollo), 2436 nucleotides long. The record is from the annotation of a GenBank genome assembly. NCBI's taxonomy places the organism in Eukaryota, Metazoa, Arthropoda, Insecta, Lepidoptera, Papilionidae.